This is a messenger RNA of Schizosaccharomyces cryophilus OY26, 5121 nucleotides long. Its product is annotated as CLASP family microtubule-associated protein. NCBI's taxonomy places the organism in Eukaryota, Fungi, Ascomycota, Schizosaccharomycetes, Schizosaccharomycetales, Schizosaccharomycetaceae. Gene Ontology annotation, biological process: astral microtubule depolymerization; mitotic spindle assembly. The coding region runs from base 73 to 4572 and encodes 1499 amino acids. The transcript has 3 exons. Gene Ontology annotation, cellular component: mitotic spindle; microtubule organizing center; mitotic spindle midzone. Gene Ontology annotation, molecular function: microtubule binding. The record is from RefSeq and is a predicted model, not a curated record.
ACCACGGUAAUUUGUUUUCCUUUCGUUUUCGUACUGCUUUCCUUUCUGUUCCCUCCUUUUAAAGCUAAAUCAAUGGCCGAAGGAGAUGCACAAAAUUUUUUCCAGUUUCUGAAAAGCAAUGUUUCUACCGACGAAAAAACAUCUCAAUUAGACUCUUUACGCUCUUUUUUCAAUAAAAAUAACAUUCCUAAUGAAGACCUCCCUAUUUACAUAGAAUGCUUCAAAGUUUCUCUUGCAACCGUAAAUCCCUUGAUUCUUCGGUCUGCGAUUUCAUGUUAUGAAACCUUUCUUCGAAGACUUCGGGCACAAUGCCCUUCAUGGGUUAAAUUUCGCGUUCCGCUCUUAAAAAAUCUUGUUCUUGAGCAUCUAGCUUCCCGUGAUCUUAGGAAACGCAUUCUCACCAUUCUGCUCGAACUCUGGCAGUUCAAUCCUGUAGAAAUCGAAAAAAGUCUGCACCAUCUAUUAUCAACUAGCAAAAAUGCCGAGAUUCGUAUGCAAACUUUAAAAUGGUUUGCAUUGGCACAUCGUUCAGAACUAUCUUUCGACCUGAAAGCUCUUCGCCCUUUUCUAGUCGCCAACUUGGAACAUGCAGAUCCGUCUCUUCGCGAAGAAACAAAAGAACUGUUGGUUCUCCUUCACAAGGAUUUAUCUCCUUCUACAAAGGCACACCUUCUUCGUGAACUCGAGUCACAUCAAGGUCUCCGAAAGGAUCUACUUCAAUUUCUUUCUAAUCAAUUGUCUCCACAACCUUCGGAUGACUCUGCGUCUCUUCCUCAUCCAGGCUCUCUUCUAUCCCCACCUUCAAUUUUCCCUAUUAUUGCUUCUUUUUAUCCUGCCGUCGAGCUUGAAAAAGUCGAUCCCUUGUACGUUAAUUUCCCGAAACAAUUAGAGCAAGACGUCGCUGCCAUGCUUUCUUCAUUCGAGGGACGUGAAACCGAACAAAAUUGGUCUCUGCGUCAAUCCAACAUUUUGCAAAUCCGUCGAUAUAUACGUGGAAAUGCUCCAGAUCAAUACUUGCCUGAACUACUUUCCGUUUUAAAGUCACUUCUUCGUGGUAUUCUUGUUAGUCUCUUGUCCUUGCGUACCACACUUAGCUUUUCUACCGUGCAGCUCCUCAAAGAAAUGGCUUUUAUACUAAAAAAUCAUAUGGAUGGAUUUCUUGAUGCCCUCCUGCCGAAUCUCUUGAAGAUGUGCUCUGUCACCAAGAGAAUUGUUUCCCAAGCUGCUAACGUUGCCUUCGCCUCCAUCCUCUCUUGUUGUGGACCCCUUUCACGAACUUUGCAGUUUGUGUCUCUUGCUGCUAAUGAUACAAAUGCUCAACUCAGGGUUUUUGCUAGUGGUUGGAUUUCUUUACUACUUGCUUUGUAUCCCGUUGCAAAAUCACAUAUAAAAAUAUCUGCUAAUCAAAAAUUAUUUGAAAAGCUCAUAUGCAUAGGUAUAGCAGACUCUAAUUCACAAGUUCGCGAAUCUUAUCGAAAAUCCUUUUGGAAAUAUGUCGAAUAUUUUCCAAAUAGCAGAGAUGAACUCCUCAAAUCACUCGAGCCUUCUUCUAUUAAACAAUUAGAGCUUGUAAACCCUAAUCGGAAUCAGCUGCCUCCUCCUGCUUUUUCGGGACCUAAAAGAGCACCAGUACGGUCGAUGACAGCUAGUAUUCGUCCUGAGGCCAAAGUUCAAAAAGAUGAUAACGCUUAUACACCACCCGUCCCUCAACGAAAGCUAGGGUUACCUCAACGAAUGGUGGCACCUACCCGAGAAAGAGCGGAUUCGCAAUCCAAGAGUAGCUCUACAUUAAGCACACCGUCUAGCUCCAGUAUAGGCUUAAAUCAUCCUCCAUCCUCUGUCACUCCUCAGAGUUCAAAAAAACCAAGUCCUUCAAACUCGCGUGAAAAUUCAGAAGCCAAUUCCUUUGAAAAACUGAAAACAUUACAAAAGGACUACGAAUCUAUACGAGCUACUGAUUCUUUUUCCCCUCAAUUAUUUGCACCAUAUGUGUCAUUUUUAACACAAAUACUGUUUCACGGUACUUCCCUUUUGUAUUCUAUAUUAUAUACUCCAGCUUUGAUUGAAGUUCUGUGCCAUUGUGUUGAUACCCAAUCAUUCCUUUCUCAAUUCAUUCUUUCAGUUUAUGAUUUAUCAAAUGCUGGUAAUGCCUUUGCUUUGACCUCAUUCCCGUAUCUCAAAAGUCGUCAUCCUCCUAAUGAGUAUUUUUUUAUUCUGUUUGAUUUGCUUAUGGAAAUAUCUAGUAUGGCGCCUUCUCACAAAAACUUUCCUUUUAAUACCAAUCAAAAACGAACUGUAAUUCAUGGUUGUUUAUUGUGGAUGAAAGAAAUUUUAGAAGGUGAACUCCAGCACAUAAGACUUGCGAACUCACCUCCAUCUUCUGGUUUUAGUCUGGAGCAGUUGGAAGUUUGUGCUUCCAAAAUUAUUCCUAUGAUUACCAAAACACGCUUAACUUCUAAAAACUGGCUACCAUUAAGUGGUUUACUCCACGCAUUCAACUGUUUUAAUCCCGAUGGAUUUAGUGUGCUAUUAACAAGGAUGGAUAAGGAAUCAAAAACAAAACUGCUUCACUCCUGGGCAUAUCAAGACGAAUUCAAGAAGAACAAUGAUAAUAGUACGCUGAGCUCGUCAAACGUUUUAUCAAAUCAAGCUACUGAAGAAUUCGUUAAGAAGGGUGAUGAUGCCACUUCUGUUGUCCCCCAAAAUAUAACAAACUUUCCUUCAACUGAAGUCUCUGAAGACACUUCUAAUGUAAAAGUUCAUGGAGAAGAAUAUAUUGAGAAACCUCAAGACUUGGAUAUGCUUAGUAAUCCUUCCAUAAAUGACCAUUCUCAUCCAGAUAACAAAAAUGCUUCUUUCACUUCCGAUUUAGCUUAUGAUGUUGCUCAUGAUUCACCAAGUUCAUCACAAUCAGGUACGGCUGAACAAAUCGAGAAGGAUAAUGAUAAUAAGCUUCUAUCUUCCAGUCAGGAUCUACCUAAAGAAAACCAAAAUGGAAUUACGGAAGAUAAAAGUAUGGAAGAGCAUAUAGAAACUGAAGCUGAUGGAGUUCAACAUGAGCAACAACCGUUCCUUGAAUUAAGUAAAGGAAAUACGAAUACUUGGGUUUAUGACGCUUCAGAAUUUUCACCAAUAAAAGAUGGUUUGCCAAAACAACAAGAAAACUCUUCUACUGAUCUUGAUGGUAUAGAGAAGACUGCAUCUACGCAGUCAAUCAAUGUUCUGACAGAUAAAUCAAAUACACUGAAUUCGAUUAAUGUCAAUAUAGCUGGCAAGGGAAAGAAUGAAGGAAUUAGAACGAACAAUUCGAUAAUUGGACACCCAUUCACAAAAGAAAAUUCAGGUGUUGAACAAUUCAUGAACGAUAGGGAGAUGGGCUUAUCGAUUCGGCAAGACAAUCAUACUGCUCCAGUCAAUUCGGAAGAAGAACUUUCAAUUAUCUCCACGAAAGUAUCGAAGUAUCCAGAAAAAGAACACAGGAGUGAAGGUUCCAUCAAAGAAAAUAAUGACAAUGGAGAUAUCCGUGAAUCUACAAACCAAAACUUAAGAGUAAUAAAUGUUCCUGUGGAGGACAUUAGUCUAAGUUUUUCAGAAUUGAGGGUUCCCGUUUCCGAUCCUACAAUAUCUUCUCCUAUGUCGGAUGUAUCAAGAUCGCUUACUGAAGAAACAAUUGUUGGUGAUUUACCACCACCGCUUUCACCAUCAGUCAUUAGCAAUUCUAGGAAAGAAAGCUUGAUUGAACCGCAAAAUGUAGGGAAACUUAACUUUGAGGAUUUAGCUGCAAAUGCUACUAAUUAUAUUCCAGCUGUAGUACCUCAAAAUAAGUGGUUACAAAAUCGGAUGAAAAAGUUGGAAAAAGGGUCCUCCAAGAUAGAUAAUAUGGAACCUAAAAAGAUUCAGGAACUUUGCGUUAGUGCAAUUGAGGCUUUUAAAAAUGGUUCCAUCUCUAGCAAGCUUAUAAAGUUCUGUCUUACGGUCUGUAAGGAGGCUCCUAACGUUUUGAUGCAAAAUAGGGAACUUUAUUCUUCCCUUCUUGCGUUUAUAAAGACUGAAAAUCAUAAUGUACAUGUUUCUGACAGUUUACUGCUCUUACAUGAAUAUGUCGUCCAAAACCAUCGAAACAUCGAAGACAAGCAAUACGAAGAUACUUUUUCGAUAGUCUUAGAAAAGGGAGAACAAUGCAAAGAUGACCCUAUUAUCAUGGCAGCUGUGGAGGAUCUAGUUACAGUAAUUGCUAGCUUAUGGAAAGCAGAAAAAUCAGUGAUAUUUAUUCAUGACAUGCUACUUCAAAGGCAAAUAUCUGAAAAAAAGGUAGCUCUAUGUUUGCUAUUCUUUUCUGAAUUUAUCAAGCGGUUUAAUGAUUUUACACAUCCGUUGAUGGAACGGUUAAUAAGAGAAGUUGUCAUUAAGUAUAUUGAGCACCCUGACGCGGAAAUUCGAAGGGCGACAUUUAACACUUGUCUGAUUGUAAACUCGAUUGUUCGAAGUGAGGAAAAAACACUGUCAAUCCUUGGAGAUUUAACCGAGGGACAAAAAAAUUUACUUUCACACGUAUGGAAAAUGAACGGGUAAAUCAGAAUUAAACCCCUAGACCUAAUGUAUUUUUAAAAUUCUUUACAAAUGGAUAUGCUUGGUCAGUUGCUUUUUUCGCUCCAUCUGCCGCAAUUGCUUGAAGUUCGGUUGGGUUUGCUUUCCAUUGCUGGUAUGACUUUGUAAAAGGAGAAAGACUACCAACAACGAUAUCAGCUAUGGAAGACUUAAAUUCGGAGUGUUUUGAGUGCUUAAACUUUUCGGCUAUUGCGAUGGGGCUUGAAUCCGUAAUAGCAGCCGUUAUGUUUAUUAAAUUAUUAAUUGCAGGUCGAUUUACAUCUCCAUAGGUAAUACCUUCAAUAUUAUCUGUAGCAGCACCUGCGAUCUUUUUCCUAAUGUCCUGUUCAGAAUCAGUUAAAAGGAUAUAAUUUUUUGAAUUUUGGUCGGAUUUGGACAUUUUUUUGUUGGGUUGUUUCAAUGCCAUAAUUGAACUUGAUGAAUCUGAUUGUUAGAGAAUAGUUAGCAUAAUUUUCAAUUAUCUUACUUAGAAUAAUGUCAGGAAUUGUGAAAAGAUCUUUUUUGUAAGUAGAA